ACCGAAUACAAACUAGACCCUGAAUUUCAAUAUAAUUACGAUUAGACCCCGCCUUCUUCUUCUUCACUCAACUUACUCACUUCUCGAAAAUACUAGUACAAAUCUGCAACUACCAUUUUCCUCUUCAGUCUUCACUCCACCGGAAAUGGCGCGUCCCACUACAGCUCAGCCUUCUUCCUCCUCCAACUCCCGCCCCGGCAUGGUGGCUCCGCGAGGAUCAGCGGCGGCAGCAGCCGGAAUGCGCCGCCGCAGGCUUGGAGGUUCCUCCACUGUCAGCUCCGGCGGCGGGGCUUCAGGCGGCCCAAGCAACAUGCUGAGAUUCUACACCGAUGACGCCCCGGGGCUGAAGGUUAGCCCGACCGUCGUCCUCAUCAUGAGCGUCUGCUUCAUCGGCUUCGUCACCGCCCUCCACGUCUUUGGCAAGUUCUACCGCUACCGAUCCGGCGGCGAAGCCUGAUUCUCGGCUUUGAUUCUUACUUCUCAGAUCCUGAAGACCUGAACUAUCACGAUCACCGGUAACUUGACCCCGCGAGGGUCAAAUUAAAAUAUCUCUUGUAAAUUCUUAUCAAAAUUCCCCCGUUUCUUUGGAUUUGAGUUUCAUUAGGAUCAAAUAUGUGAGAUGAAAAGGAAAGUUGGAUGAAGUUUGAGUUUAAAAAGCUGUUUUGAUCCUUGAAGUGUGAUGGUAAUAUAUGUAGUACUAUUGAUUUCCAAUUAUCUGCUCAGUCAUAAUAUUUAGAUCAGAGUUCAAAUAA
Molecule: messenger RNA, 752 nt
Organism: Ipomoea nil (Japanese morning glory)
Lineage: Eukaryota; Viridiplantae; Streptophyta; Magnoliopsida; Solanales; Convolvulaceae
Product: protein transport protein Sec61 subunit beta
Exons: 1
Coding region: 146-457 (103 amino acids)
Biological process (GO): intracellular protein transport
Cellular component (GO): Sec61 translocon complex
Source: RefSeq, a predicted model, not a curated record